GCUCACUCUGGGCGGUAGCGACGCUUGACUGGGACGUCUUCGUCAAGGACUUCUCCGACUCCGACCGCGCGGAGGUGCACCGAUGCGGGCCGCGCGGCGGCCCACCACCGCUGCAGCUGCGCAAGAAGUUGCUCUACCGGUUCGACCUUGACAAGGAUGCGCUGGCCGCCCUGGCUUUUGAGGGUGCUCAGCUGGCCGAGCGGGAGCGUGCCGCCCUGCCCACGGGCCGCCGCCUCCGAGGGAAGCAGGCCACCCCAGCCUUGCCGCCCGAGACGCAGCUCGUCCUCGACGGUGGCACGCCGACACCUGUCGGCUCCGACGCCGAGCGGGACGACCGCCUGGCGGGCCCUCCGCGCCCGCCACCGGCGCUCGCGCCCCCGCCACGUUCGGGUCCCGGCGGUGCGCCUCUUCUGCCAGCGCGGCUCGACGACGGCUGGGUCGCCCUGGAGACGCGGCUGGGCUUCAAGCGGGGCGGCCCUGUGGAUGUGGCCUACGCCACCGUCCACGCCAACGGCGGCCGCGCCCUAGCAUCCUUCCCUGAAGGGGUCAUCGCGCUCGCGCGCGUGGGGGCCCUCGACAAGGCGCCUUCCUCACCAAGAGCGGAGCCGGAUGCAGUGCUGGACGAGCGCAUUCUGCAGUACCGACGGAGCAGCACCGGGCAGCGGCGCCGGGCCUUCGCGGAGGUGGUGGCCGAGCAGCAGGAGGCGCUGGACACCAAGGAGUGGCGCAUCGAGGGGCCCGCCACCGUCGGCUGGCUGCGUCAGGCUCACCUGGAGCAGGGUGGCGGGCCCGUCCAGCGCCACUUCUCGUGGAGGCAGAUCCUGGGGUUGGCAGCUGCCGACCCCGGAGUCGAUGAACAUAUGUUCCUGUGCCGGCUCCUGGAGACCGCAACCACGGCCGACCAGCUCAACCUGCCGGGGUGCGAGACGUGCGAGCUGGCGGCCAGGCGCUUCCAGCCCUGGGAGGAGGUGUACUCCGAGGCCUUGCGACAGGCCGAGGUUUCGGGCACCGCCGGUGCCGCGGCCGACGCCGACGGCUGGUUGGACGAGCGCCGCAUCUUCUUAGGAGGCACGCGCACGAAGGGGCACGCCCUCGUGGCCCCGAUUUUGGAGAGGCACGUGGCGGCGAAGAUGCAGGAGGAGAGCGCCAUCCUCAAGGAGCGGCGCAAAGGGGGGGAGGAACGCCGCAUGGCGCGUGGCGAGAGCAGCAGCGUAGCCGACGCCGGCCUCGGCGACCCAGGCGGAGGCGGCGGCGGCGCUGGCGGCGGUGCUGGCCCCACAGGGGUCACGGGCUCGGCCCUGGCGCGCGACGUUUUGCCCCUCCCUGCGGGCGAGUCGCUCGACGAGCUGCUGCGCGGCGCGGCAGCCCGCCUGCUGCCGCGCGGCGGCGGACGGCGUGGACGACUUUGUCGACAGCAGGAGGCUCGGCUGCGCGAGGGCGUUGUCGCCCUCGACGGCCUGGGCGGUCGCGGCGCUGACGCACCGGCUGGGUCUCCAGCCGCCUGUCAGGCCGCGGCGGUGCGACAUCUCGCGCGGCUGUGUGGCAGAGUGGGGCAGCCUCCAUCCGACCUGACCCCCCUGGGGUCGUGGCAGACGCUCCAGGCUUCGCGGAACGGCUAUGCAGAUGUCAUGGCCGACGGCGCAACGACGACCUACAGGAAGGGGGCGAUGGCGCUCCCGCGGGCUGCGGCCGGGCGCGCGCGGCUCACGUGCUUCCCCCGCACCUGCAGACUGUCCUGUCAUAUUCUUCGCAGAUGUUACGAGAGCCGGAGGCACGGCUACCACUACGGCGAGUGCCUUUCCGAGCUGCUCGCCACGGGCAUCGUCGAGCGCGCUGGCAUCUUCUUCGCGCCGAAGAAGGCUCGCCAGCUUCUGGGCAUCGCGGACCUGUCCGAGAUGGUCCACUUCGUUGCCAGGGUGGCCCCCGUGGUCUGGUCGCGGGCAGCGCGCCUCAUCCAAGAGGCCCGCGCCCACAUCCUGAGCGGCGUCAGCCCAGAGUCGUCGUGGAUCGCUGACAAGGCGCCCACCCCGGCACUCGGCGCGCAGUGCUCCGGGGCCAAGAUGCCGCACAUCGACAACGUGGAGCACAUGCUGGCCGCCUUGGGCGAGCGGGGGAUCCAGGCCUCCUUUGACAGCGACGAGGGGGGCCUUCACACCCUGCUGGGGCAUGCGCUGCACAAGCCCUCCGCCACCUGGGGGCUGUCUCGGAGCAAGUUCUGGCGACUGAAGUUCAGUCUCGAUUUUGUGCUCGCGCCCGGGCGCCUCGUCACGGGGCGAGAGCUCGAGAGGCUCAUGGGUCACAUCACUUCUGCCGUGAUGCUGCAGCGGCCAAUGCUCUCCCUGUUCCACGCCAUCUACGAGUUCUGCCGGCGGUCGCGUGACAGGCGGCAGCCCUUGUGGGCCUCAGUGAAGCGGGAGCUCGCUUGGUUCAGGGCUCUUCUCCCAUGUGUGACCGCCCUGCUGAGUCGCUCCUGGCGCGACCGGGUCACGGCCGCCGACGCCUCGCCGCGGGGGUUCGGCGUCGUGGAGCAAUCGUGGCCCGUCGGUGACGUGCGACGAGUUAGCGGCCUCUCGGAACGCAGCCGCUUCCGGGGGGUCCUGACGGCGGACUACGCCCGCCGGGACACGCUGGGCGAGCAGCAGCUCCUGCGCGCCUCCUCGGCGGACGUGGUGGCGGAGGGCGCCCUCGCGCACUUCGAGGAGGUCCCAGCGGGGCGGCUCCUGGCUGAGCCCUGGACGGCGGAG
This is a messenger RNA of Prorocentrum cordatum, 2744 nucleotides long. Lineage: Eukaryota; Dinophyceae; Prorocentrales; Prorocentraceae. The record is from the annotation of a GenBank genome assembly.